CCCGCCCGGCAUGGCGUCCCUGCGCGCCAAGGACGCCUACCUGCAGGGCCUGGCCCGGAGGAUCUGCGCCCGGCCCAGCCCGGAGCCGCGGGGCCGCAAGUCCGGUGGCAAGACUCGGGGCACAGAAGCCACUGGGCCCCCAAGUAAGAAGAGGAGGAAAGCACAGAAGAAAGUCAGGGAGCGGAAGGAGAAGGCUGUGGAGCCCAAGGCCCAGCCCCUGCCAGAGAAGUCUCCAGUAGAUUCUGGGGCCAGGAAGCCAGCAGCAGCCAAGGACGAGGCAUCCCAGCCCAGGGGGACCCCUGCAGGUGGUCUCGCCACAGAGCCGGACUCCCUCUUCGCCCUGGAUGUUCUGCGGCAGCGUCUACACGAGAAAAUACAGGAGGCCCGAGGCCGGGGCGCCACCGAGGCGCUGUCUCCAGCCGUUUUGGAGAAGCGCCGGCGGAGGAAGCAGGAGCGGGAGCGGAAGAAGAGGAAGCGAAAGGAGCUGCGAGCCAAGGAGAAGGCAACCGCGGCCCCGGAGGCCCCCCAGGCUCCUCCAGAGGCGCCCAGUGACCAGGCGCAGGGGCCGCCCGGGCUGCUCUUCAACAAGGUGGAGGUGGGCGACGACGGGCCGGCCAGCCAGGCCCAGCGGAGGAAGGAGAAGAGGCAGAAGGUGAAGGGGAACCUGACGCCGCUGAGCGGGCGCAACUACCGGCAGCUGCUGGAGCGGCUGCAGGCCCGGCGCGAGCGGCUGGAGGAGCUGCGGGAGCGGGACGCGGGCCAGGCGCGGGCCCUGGAGGCCAAGAUGCAGUGGACCAACCUGCUGUACAAGGCGGAGGGCGUGAAGAUCCGCGACGACGAGCAGCGGCUGCAGGACGCCCUGAGGCGCAAGGAGAAGCGGCGGGCGCAGCGGCAGCGGCGCUGGGAGAAGCGCACGGCCCAGGUGGUGGAGAAGAUGCAGCAGCGGCAGGACCGGCGGCGGCAGAACCUGCGCCGGAAGAAGGCGGCCAAGGCCGAACGGCGCCUGGAGAAGGCCCGCAAGAAGGGCCGGGUCCUGCCCCAGGACCUCGAGCGGGCCGGCCUGGUGUGAGGGCUGGGGCACAGGCCCGGCCCCCUGGCCCUGCCUGCAGCUGCCACGGAAGCUCGAGGGCACCUCCAAGGGGCUGAGGCUGGACCCCCACCCCCACCCCAGCCUGCGCAGACUCGGCUCCAGGGGUGUCCAGUGGACGUGCUCACCUUCCUGUUGAGAAGAUGGUUCGUCAGCCCACCUCUGGACCCCCGUCUCGGAGUGGGGUGUCUCUUCUGUCUGGUGUUCACUGGGGCCGUGGGUGUCAGCAGGGAGAGCCUUUGUGACGCCUGCCGCCGUCCAUACCCCUCAGGCUGCCUGCAUCCUGAGCGGAGGGGCUCUGGCCUGCGGGCGGGGUGGGCUGACCCCAGCCUGCUGGCCUCUGGAGCCAGCACCCACCCGCCCCCCUCCCGCCUCCGCCGGUGACUGUUCAUUUCUGUUCCUCAGUACUCUUGUGGGGGACCUUCCCAGAGCCUGGGGACUGGACUUGGCCUCGUGCCCCGGGCCGUGGUUUGGGCACCACCCCUGAGCAAUGGCGAGGAGCCUGCUGUGACCUGGGGAGGGGGCAGGAGCCUUGUGCCCACAGCUUAUCAGGUCUCCCAGCACGUGAUAAGCACGGUGGGGGGCAGGCAAAUGCGGGAUGUUUCCUGGUUGUCACAGAGGAAAACCUGAGCAGCUAUUUGGAAAUGAGUCUCCCUCCCCCACCUCCACCCCCCAGACCACCUCAGUAAAGCAGGUGGUGUUCCCCCGCCGCAGCUCUGAAGGUGCGAGUGAGCAGCCUGCCUUCUGCCCUCGCGGCCCGGAGGCUCAGGCACCGUGAGGGGAGCACGUGGUAGGCUUCUCAUUCUGAGUGGGUUGAGAAUGUCCCAGGCCUGUGAGAGGCCCAUCUGGAGGUUUGGGCUGUCUGAGGCGGCCACGAGGGGCCCCCUGGGCUCUCCCUCAGGAGCCAAGGCCACGCUCAGGCGGGCGGCUCGACUCCCUCGGCCACUAGUGUGGAAUUCCAGGCUCCCGCCCCCUUCACAGCGGUCACCCCAGUAGACCACUUGCUCCCUCAGCAACUCAGCCUGCCUCCUGGUGGGAUGAAACCCCAGGUGUGCGAGGUGUCCAGAGGGAGAACAGCUGGACACUGCCCUGAAGCAGCCAGCCUGACACUUGCACCUCAGAAAGCUCACACCCGCCGACAGCUGUCUUGCUUGCCAAGUGGUGCCUCUUCACCUCGGCUCCGGAGAAGGGGUGCUGCUAGAGAGAGGAGUGUGGGCUGGAGGCCGUGUUCUGAGAAGCACCAGGUGCUCGCGCCGGCCGGGGGUGGGCCCUGUGCUGACGGAUCCAGCGGGGAAGGUCAGCGCCGGGAGCGCUGCUGGUGGGCACUGGCAUGGGGCAGGAGGCACGGCUUGUAAUUUGGAGGCUUCAACCAGGAUGUUCAUGGGGUGUUAGUCGUGGAGGGGGCUGCACCUCCCCCUGCAGUGACCUUUAGGGCUAACCGGCCCUAGGUCCGGCUGGGCAACCAGCGCGCAGCGGGAGAACAGCAAAACCCUACAUAACCUGCUGCACCUCCCCCCGCAGUGACCUUUAGGAAUGGCUUUCGCCACGGUCCCUAGAUCCGGCUGGGCAACCAGCGCGGGGG
This is a messenger RNA of Talpa occidentalis (Iberian mole), 2669 nucleotides long. It is a transcript of the gene SURF6, whose product is annotated as surfeit 6. The record is from RefSeq and is a predicted model, not a curated record. Lineage: Eukaryota; Metazoa; Chordata; Mammalia; Eulipotyphla; Talpidae. Gene Ontology annotation, molecular function: DNA binding; RNA binding. The coding region runs from base 11 to 1069 and encodes 352 amino acids. Gene Ontology annotation, biological process: ribosomal large subunit biogenesis; ribosomal small subunit biogenesis. Gene Ontology annotation, cellular component: nucleolus. The transcript is spliced from 5 exons.